CAGACGCGGCUGUUUCAUUUACAGAGAAACGAACGCAGGUCCUCCUGUGGGUCCUGUGGGCAGCAGCUGCAGCAGCAGACCGCCUGCAAGAGCCGAGGAGGACAAUGUCGAGCUACUCGAGGGUGAUUCAUCACGCCACGAGUAUAUUAUGCAGCCAUAAAGGCUCCAUGGACUUGGCGCAGCUGCACAGGAAGGUCUUCCAGCGCUUCGACAUCAGCGACGAAGAUUUCUGGUACAUCGUGAAAAAAUGCCCGAGGUUUGCUGUUGUUGUCCGGAACGGGCAGAAGGCGGAGACCGGGGAGGCUGGCUGCACUAUAGUGGCCAAAACGUCCCUCCGCCUGUGUAAGAACUACGCCAAGCAGGAGUGCUUCGGCUGCCAGGACCUGCAUUUGUGCAAAUACUUCGUCUAUGGCAACUGCAGAUAUGGAAAAGGAAGGAAGGAGUGCAGAUUCUCUCAUAAUAUUCAGUCAGAGCAUAACUCUCCCCUCCUCCGGGAGUGCACCCUUCAUGAGCUUCACGAGGAAGAUCUCUUCCUCCUCCUGCUACAGAAUGAUCCCUCUCUACUGCCUGAGGUGUGCUCUCACUACAAUAAAGGUUCGGGGCUGUUCGGGGCCUGCACCUUUAAGGAGCGCUGCACUAAGGUGCACAUUUGUCAGCACUUUGUGCAGGACGACUGCAUCUUCGGCACCAAAUGCAAGAGGCUCCACAGCGUAGACGAGUACAGCCGCAGGAUGCUGGAGGAAAGGGGCCUCAGCAGCGACAUCAUCCAGGACCUGCCUUACCUCUACCAGAACGUUUACCGCCUCAACUCCCAUGGACUGGACAGGGAGAGAAUAGCAAGCCUUUCAGAGAGACCUCUUACACAGGCAGAAGAGAAGAGUGAGAUCUGUAUUCACUUCAUCAGGCGGAAUUGCAGGUUUCAAGAGCAGUGCAAACGGGUGCAUUUCAAUCUACCAUACAAAUGGGAGGUGUAUGAGGGCGAUGGCUGGAGAGAUCUGAGGGGGAUGGAGGAGAUAGAGAGAGCCUACUGUGACCCCAAGAACACACACAGUCCGGGCUCAAAGCCGGUGGACUUCCUAUCGAUGACGCGGGUGAGUGAUCCGGUGCGGCGUCUCUCCACAGCGUCUUCUGUCACCAAGCCGGUCCAUUACAUUCUGACUACACAGUGGUUGUGGUACUACAAAGGAGACCACGAGAACUGGAUAGAGUACGGCAAGCCGGACGAUAAGCAGCGUGUGACAUCUGUAACGUCCCGUGAUCUGGAAGAAGCUUUUCUGACAGGCAACACAGCAGAGGUCACAGUCAUAAAGGGCAACAGGCAUUACUUUGUCAGUUUCCAAGAUAUGUACCAGCGGAACCCCAAACACAACACGAAGAGGAGAGUCCGCAGGCGGCCACGCUUUGUUUCCAUCAGCGAGGUGGAGAGCAAAGUAGCGCAGUCGAGCAGUCCACACAAACACCCUUCCGCAUAUACAUACUGAUAUUCUUCACAGAUACCUGAGGAAACAUAUUCAGAUAUAGCACUGAGUACCAAAUAGUCAAUGUGACUACAUUUGCGGGACAUUUCCCACAUUCGUUUGUAGUGAUCAGUGACUAGUUUUGAUUUAUGUUGUAUAACUAGUGAAUACAUUAUAACUAUGAACAAUAAGGAAAGUGUAAAAUGACAGUAAACAAUAAUGAAAUGUACCCGAUCAUGUUAACGGCAAGAUUCAAAGCCUGUGCGUUUGUUCCAUUUUGUAAUUUCAAUAGCACUGAUUAUGGAGCUUGUUUUACGCAACUCAGGCAAAAGGUCUUAUUGGCAAACAGCUGGACUGGGUUGCACCAGGUUUGCAUAAGUUUAUACUUAAGUUUGUGCGUAAAGUCUUUACUUAGUCGUAGGUACACUAGUUAAUUUCAGACCAUCCUUUUACUAAAUUUGGUUGCACCACAAAUCCAUAUGUCGUAUCUUAACUAGUAUCGACUAACUGAUGCGUACGUCGCUUUAACAUGAUAAUAACGUGCUCAGAACCAAUCAGUAAACCCGCUGCCAUGGAAACGCGACAGCACUUACGGCUCUGAGUUUUCCUCGGAAAAAUAUUCAGCAUAGAAGAGAACGAUGGGUACAGGUUAAACUGAAUAAAACGAAUUAUCUACAGUCACUGUCUGUUUAUUCUGUAAUAUUUCCCUGAGAAAACCAAGUAUGCGGAUUUUUAAACGACAGUUUCUGGAUAACCGACACAACAGCAGCCUCAGUUUAGCCGUUUGUGCAGCUGCUGAGUCUCACUGAGCUGGAGCUGUGGGUGUUUAGCUUCAUGCUCGGAGUUUAAACCAAGGCCGAUGAUUAGAGCUGUAAGUAAAAUCACAGCGUGUAACAUAUAGAAAUUUCAGCUUAGUUAACCAAAAAGGUUUUUCGUGCUUUCUAUGUUGUUUCUGAUGGUUUUCCUAAAACUUAAACCUGCUGAGGAGGAGGUCUAAAUGUUUAGUAACUACUAAACUCAACAUUGAAACUAGUUUGUGUGGUGCAACUCGUUUGGAUUUAGUAAUACAUAAACCUGAACUUAGUAAACACUUAUGUUACAACUAGUCAACGUUUGAACUUGAGCACAGCUGGUGCAACCGGCCACUGAAGUCUGUUGGGCUUUCACUGCAGUUAAUAUUACAAAGAUUCUGUAAAAACUCAGUGUUUUACUGAUAAAGGAAUUGUUUAGCAAUGCUAAGGGGAGUCCUACAGGCUCCAGGUCAAUAUUUUUAAUGUUACUGACAGACAUUACGUUAGGUAAUACAAACUAUUGGAAACUGGCUAUAACAACCUGGAUAAAUGGGUUAAAUGAAACUGAACAUUUCUUUCAGAAUACCAUGCAUUACGUUUGCGAUUUCUUAUCAUUCUCAAGUUUUCACAAGUCAAGCAUGCAGUGGCCCCAAAAAGUGUUUGAAUACAUUGACUUCUUUACAUUACUUGGUAAUACAGUUAACGAAAUGUUAUUUGUUUUAAAAAAAAACACACUUUUAGGACAACAUUGAACUGAAAAUAGACUCUUUAUGCGGAGAAAGCCUGGAGAAGAGCUUCACCCAGACUGCACUAAGAGUGCUCAGGUGGAAACAUCAAAGUCUGGGGCUAUUUUUAUUACAGUGGUGCUGGUCAGCGUUCAUCGACGAUCAUGAACUCAGAAGUGUACAGAGGUGUUUUGGACACAGACCUGCAGAAGCCUGCAAAGAAACCACUUAAACCAUUACAGUCAACAUCCCUUUUGCAAGAUGCUUUAGUGAUCUGUUUUUAAGAAGUGCCGCUCUGCAUUUGACAUACUGAGGCCAGAUUCACGAAAGCUUUCUUAAGAAAAAGAAGUGCAUAAGAAUGUUCUUACAUGCAGUUCUCA
Messenger RNA from Colossoma macropomum (tambaqui), 3353 nucleotides. RefSeq names its product poly (ADP-ribose) polymerase family, member 12b (gene parp12b). NCBI's taxonomy places the organism in Eukaryota, Metazoa, Chordata, Actinopteri, Characiformes, Serrasalmidae. The transcript is spliced from 8 exons. The record is from RefSeq and is a predicted model, not a curated record. Gene Ontology annotation, molecular function: metal ion binding. Bases 105 to 1481 code for a protein of 458 amino acids.